AUGAGUUCAGUUCUAGUAAAAUUUUUUGCUAUUAUUACACUUGAUUUUUCCUGCCUUUCUUUUUACUCGGUGUUUUUUUUCUCUUUCUUUGUCUUACUUUCCUCUUUUACUUUCUCUCUUUUUUUGACUUCUUGCUCUUUUCCACAUCUUUCUUUUUCUUUUUUUGCUCCCCUCUUGGGUUUUUUUCUUCCUCCCCUCUUGGGUUUUUUUCUUCCUCCCCUCUUGGGUUUUUUUCUUCCUCCCCUAUUUCUUUUGCUUUUUCCUCUUUUCUUGCUUUCUCCUACUCUCUUAGUUGUUUUUGUCUCAUUUUCUCCUCACAAUCUCUCUUUCCCUCCUCUCUCACUUUUCCACCUCUCUUUUUCUUUUGCUCCUCUCUUUUUCUUUUCCUCCCUUCUCACAUUCUCUUUUUCCUCCCUCUUGCUUCUCCUACUCUCUUGCUUGUUUUUUUCUCUCUCUUCUUCUCACCUUCUCUCUCUCUUCUUCUCACCUUCUCUCUCUCUUCUUCUCACCUUCUCUCUCUCUUCUUCUCACCUUCUCUCUCUCUUAAAAAACCUCUCUCUCUCUCUCUCUGAGAUCAUUUUCUCUCUCUCUCUCUCUUCUCUCCUUCUCUCUCUUUUCUUUCUCAUUUUCUCUUCUCUCUUCUCACCUUCUCUCUCUCUCUCUUCUUCAUUCUCAUUCUCUCUCUUCUCUUCUCUCUCUCUCUCUCUUUGUAAAAUUCUCUCUUUCAUUCUCUUUCUCUCUCUCUCUCUCUCUUCAAAAAUCCUUCUCUCUCUCUCUCUCUUCUCUCUCUCUCCUUCUCUCUUCUUCUCUCUCUUCUCUCUUCUCUCUCUCUCUCUCUCUUCUCUCUCUCUCAACUCUCUAAUUUCUCUCUCAACAAAAAAACCUUCUCUCUCUCUUUUUCACCUUCUCUGA
Messenger RNA from Acanthosepion pharaonis, 912 nucleotides. NCBI's taxonomy places the organism in Eukaryota, Metazoa, Mollusca, Cephalopoda, Sepiida, Sepiidae. The record is from the annotation of a GenBank genome assembly.